AUGGACAGGAUGAUAUGGCUAGCGGAGGUCGUGGACAAGCAUCGCAACUUGUCUGUGACACCGCGCCUGACCGCCAAAACAGUCAUAGCAGUCACGAAGGACAAGGACACAGUAAAAUUCCUCACAAAAAUAGGACAUCCAUACGAUAGCGGCAUCAUGAAGUGGACGGAAAUAACAUCAGAAAAUCAAAGAACCAAACUCAUGAUUCGCAACUACCCGUCCUUCCUGCCGCUGACCUUUAUAGAGAAUCUUCCUUCAGUGCUAAAGGCAGAGAGGAACUAUCAUCGAGACACGAAGACGCCCAGGAAUCAAGUGACUGUGCUGUGGGAGGGUGAGCCCCCCACACAACUGUAUCUGCCAAGUAUUCGGCCUCUGAGGGUGGAGAGCUAUAUAGGCAAGCCAACCUUCUGUGGGAAGUGCCAGGAGUGGGGACACAGGGCGUGGGAGUGCGACAAGAAGGUGAGGUGCGGAGCAUCACGCAUGGAGCCCGAAGUGUCCCAGGAGACCUGUCACCACCUUUCCGCGAGACACGCCAACGACCACAGCUGCCCUACCUUCACUGCCCCCUCUCACAUCCGAGGCCUUCCCACCCCUACCCCUGGCCGAACACCUGCAGUCAGGUCACCAGCAUCCCUCCUCAGCGACCCACCCUCGCCUCUCCCACCUGACACCGUCGCCACCACCACCAUCACCUCACACCCCGCUCCUCCACCCUACCCACCCUCCAGCCCACUAGUCGUCGGGUCAACCCCACCAUCCACAGCCCCCCUCCUCCAUCCUACCAAGCCUCCCGCAUCCCAAGCACAGGACCGGCCCCCAUACCCACAUGCCUCUCAAGCCUUACAAGAGGAGCUGUCUCACCCCCCACAACUACAAAUGCCAGGCCAACCCUUCCCCCACCCUGCCCCCCUGCCCCCACAGAUGAAGCCACCCCAUACCCAACAAUCACAAAACAGCACACACGUCUCUCACAUCACGAGCAAGUUGGAGGAGGAAGUGAAGAUCCUUUGCCAAGAGGUAAAACAACUCUGGGAUUCACAAGCAGCUCUUCAAAAAGAAAAUCAAGAACUCCGCCAACAAAUGGCAACGUCCAUGAAAAAUAUGGAAUCAGAAAUAUCAAGCAUGAGAGCCAUGAUGGCUCAGCUCCUUCAAAAUGUCACGGGGACAAAACCGAAACAACAUCGAGACGAGCCGCGCGGUGUGACGGAGGCCACUGUAGCCGCCACAUCCAAAACUGCAACAGUGACCCCCACGCCGAAGCAGACAGCCGUGAAGGAGCACCAACAGCCCGCGAGACAGGAAGAAAGUUUAGUGACCGACGCAACCACCGUAAGACUUGGCAGACGCUACCAAGUCUUUUAUCAACCGUACCGACAAGGAGGAUCACGAGGCCUCGUAACCCUAGUGAGAAAAGACAUUCCAGCCGCCCUGACAGAGAACCCUCACGACCUAGGUGAGCAGGUGGACACUCUGUGCGUCACGCUGCACCUCGGCCGCACAUACAAGCUCAAUAUCUACAAUGUGUACUGCCGACAGAGAUCAACUCUAGACCUGCUGCCCCUACUAGAAGACCCGAACAUGACACCAACACUCCUGAGUGGUGACUUUAAUGCCCACCACCCCCUCCAUGAGCCGUGGGGGGACGGUAACGUGAACCAGCGAGGACGGCACAUCACGCAGGUACUGGAGGACUUUGCUGCAGCAGCUGUGCUUCACGGUGAGCCGCGACCUACACAUAUAGCAGGAGGCAGGCUGGACCUCAUUAUAAUGGUGAACGGGGACGGCCAGAAUAUGGAUGUGGAAGGAGUCCCGGAGCUUCUGAAUUAUAAAGUUCCUGAGUCGACACAACAGUUUGCAAGUGACCUCACAAGAGCCAUUCAAGAUGCAGCUGAUGCCUCCAUGCCAACCAGAGGAAUGAAAAAGUACAACCCUAACAAGAAAUACUGCUGGUAUUACAAUGACAGAGUUAACCUGCUCACUAGAAUGACUCGCCAGCUAACCAAGGUGUACCAGUCUACGAAGAAUGAGGAUGAUAAAGCAAACUUACAGGAGUGGAACAUAUAUGCAAGAGAACAAUUAAAUAAAAUACGCGAAGAAAAAUGGCUUACGUCUAUGGCAACUCUCAGCCGCUCCACCAGCAUGACCGCAGCCUGGAAGAAAAUUAACAAUGUCGGUGUCACAACCGCGACACACCUCCCUGAUGAUACUGACCACCAGGUAACGCGGGAGGAGCUUCUGCGAGCACGCAAGCCCAGCAAGGACACAGCCCCUAGAGAGGAUGGCAUCACAUACUCCAUGCUGAAUCAUGUGUGUGACGUGGCGGGUGAUCCCCUGCUCCGACUGUUCAACAUGUCGCUGACGCAUGGAGAGGUGCCUGAAGAAUGGACAACGGCCAACAUCAUUCCCAUACCGAAGCACAACGACCAGUGUAAAUUUAGACCUAUCAGCCUCACCUCCACCAUCUGCAAAAUGAUGGAAAGAAUUCUCCUACGUCGACUUCAGUACAAAAUAGGAAAAUUUGACGCAGGAAUAAAUGGCUUCGUUCAAAACAGAAGUACUGCAAACUGCCUGGUCAACUACACAUCAAAUGCAAAGGCGAAAACCGAAGUGUUCAUUGACAUCGAGAAAGCCUUUGAUAGGGCGCAGCCGACGGUCAUCCUCCACGAACUCACCAAGCUGGGCGUCAAAGGAAAGCUGCUCACGUGGAUAAAACAGUACCUGACGAACAGACGAGCCCGCGUCAUAUUUCAAGGUCAUGCCUCACACUACCACACUUUAGAAAAUGGCACGCCACAGGGAAGCGUCAUGAGCCCCACCCUCUUCAAUGUGUUGAUGAACGUGUUGGCAACACUCCCAUACCCCGCGGGCACACAACACAUCGGCUACGCAGACGACAUUGUUCUGCAGACCACCGAGAAAGACUCUGUCACCAAGAUGCAAGCCUCACUCGACAUCCUGGCGAACAAAUGCGAUACAAUUGGCUUCACUAUAUCGCACAGCAAGACCAAAGCCAUGGCAAAGACCCGCCGCAUGCCCCAGACCAAACUCCGCCUCCAGGGUCAAGAAAUUGACUGGGGGCUACUCACAGGUACCUCGGCGUUGUCGUAUCUCGGAAUGGCACCAGCAAGGCCGAGGUGCAACAUCUUAAGGAGAAAUGCCGUCCCAGGAUCAGACUACUACGAGCCCUGUCAUGGAGAGGCAUGGGAGCCUCAGGCGCCGUCAUCCUCGCCGCAUACAAAGCCUUGGUGCGCUCGCUGA
Molecule: messenger RNA, 3258 nt
Organism: Portunus trituberculatus (swimming crab)
Lineage: Eukaryota; Metazoa; Arthropoda; Malacostraca; Decapoda; Portunidae
Exons: 5
Coding region: 1-3258 (1085 amino acids)
Molecular function (GO): catalytic activity
Source: RefSeq, a predicted model, not a curated record